Culicoides brevitarsis is the source of this 737-nucleotide messenger RNA. RefSeq lists its product as uncharacterized. The transcript is spliced from 3 exons. The record is from RefSeq and is a predicted model, not a curated record. Bases 11 to 487 code for a protein of 158 amino acids. Lineage: Eukaryota; Metazoa; Arthropoda; Insecta; Diptera; Ceratopogonidae.
UUUGUAAACAAUGACUUCGAAGUGUUGCUUUUUCGUCCCAAUCCGAACUGCUGCCUUACUUUUUGGAGUUUUUAGCUUGUUAGUACGACUUCAAUUGACUUAUUUUUGGCUUCGUUUCUUCUUAACUGACGAUUACAAAAAUAAUGAAUACAAUUUAGUCGGUACGGUUAUCGAAAUUUUAGUUCUUGGAAUUGUGGCGAAUCUUGCUGACAUUUUUUUGAUCUACGGGAUUAUUAAAAAGCUCCAAAACUGGGUGAAAUUUUAUCAGUAUGCGAUAAUUUUCGUGUAUUUGUAUGAAAUUUUCUUGUUUUUCGUCUUGUUUGUGCUCGGAUUUCAUUGGUUGGAUAUUCUUGAGUAUCUUUUACUUGGAAUUUUCCAUUUAUGGGCAUGGUUUGUCAUAAGAAAGUUGAACUCCAAUUGGGAUGAGGAGAUGAAAGGAACUCAAAAUCAAGGAGAAUUGAACUCAUUGCCGCCGAAUCCAGUUUAAGAACUUUUGAAUUAAAGCUGAAAAUAAAUAAAAAAAAAAUAUUUUUAUACUUUUUUAUGUAAAAAAUUAUGAAAAAUACUCAUGUUAGAGUAAUAAAAAUUUUUAAAAUGCGAGAGAAUGAGUGACAUCAGCUGUGCACUCAUUCAGUUAAUAACUCAGCAAAACAUGCAACAGAUGUAAUUUUGAAGAUUUUUUGACAUCCAAAGUGAAUUUUAUACCAAAACAUUUAUUUGAUAAAAAUAAAAUAUUU